CCUUUCCCCCCCUCACCCGAGCAUCCCGCAGGGCUCCCUCGAGCGCCGGGCUCGCGCGGCUCACGUGACCCGACAGUAGGCUCUGAUCUGUGAACAAAUAUGAGUCACUUGCGGCUGAUUGCUACUACCUUGAAACUGAAUGGCAUUUAUUCAUUGGUGAAGAAAAAUGUAAACACAAAAGCGUUUCCGGCAUGUCGGAAUUACGUUACACCUGGAGCCACAGAACCAUUCUUGAGCGGAAGUAAUUCAAGCUAUGUGGAGGAAAUGUAUUAUGCUUGGCUUGAAAAUCCAAAAAGUGUUCACAAGUCGUGGGACUUAUAUUUCCGUAAUGCUACGUCUGGCACUGUUCCUGGCCAUGCCUUCCAGACUCAGCUACCUGAACUAGCGAGCGGUCAGACAUCCCUUAUCCAAAGCCAUGGGCUGACUAAGACUCUCGGUAAAGCUGAAAAACUGGUUGAAGACCACUUGGCCGUGCAAUCAUUAAUCAGAGCAUAUCAAAUCCGUGGACAUCACGUGGCUCAGCUGGAUCCCUUAGGAAUCUUGGAUGCAGAUCUGGAUUCGUUUGUUCCAUCAGAUUUAAUCACUACUAUUGAUAAACUGGGAUUUUAUGGCUUAUACGAAUCUGACCUGGACAAAGUGUUCCAGUUGCCCACGACCACCUUCAUAGGAGGGAAUGAGUCUAUGCUUUCUUUACGAGAGAUCAUCAGGCGACUGGAGAAUACAUACUGUCAACACAUUGGCCUGGAGUUUAUGUUUAUCAACGAUGUGGAGCAGUGCGAUUGGAUUCGGCAGAAAUUUGAGACCCCAGGCGUCAUGAAAUUCACCAGUGAAGAAAAACGGACAUUGUUGGCUAGACUGGUGCGGUCAACAAGAUUUGAAGAUUUCCUUGCCCGGAAAUGGUCGUCGGAGAAGCGCUUUGGUUUGGAAGGAUGUGAAGUAAUGAUCCCUGCUCUUAAAACGAUCAUCGAUAAAUCUAGUGAAAUGGGGAUAGAGUAUGUCAUAAUGGGCAUGCCUCACAGAGGACGGUUGAAUGUCUUGGCCAAUGUUAUCCGCAAAGAACUGGAGCAGAUCUUUUGCCAGUUCGACCCAAAGCUUGAAGCAGCAGAUGAGGGAUCAGGAGAUGUAAAAUACCACCUGGGGAUGUACCAUGAGCGGAUCAACCGAGCAACAAAUAAAAACAUCACCCUCUCCUUGGUAGCUAACCCAUCCCAUUUAGAAGCAGUGGAUCCUGUGGUACAGGGGAAGACCAAAGCUGAGCAGUUUUAUCGAGGGGAUACCGAAGGGAGAAAGGUUAUGUCUGUACUUUUACAUGGAGAUGCUGCCUUUGCUGGACAAGGAGUGGUUUAUGAAACCUUUCAUCUCAGUGAUCUCCCAUCGUACACCACCAAUGGCACCAUUCAUGUUGUGGUUAACAAUCAGAUUGGCUUCACUACUGAUCCCCGAAUGGCUCGCUCAUCUCCGUAUCCAACAGACGUUGCUCGGGUGGUCAAUGCCCCCAUAUUCCAUGUAAACGCUGAUGAUCCGGAAGCAGUGAUGUAUGUGUGCAAUGUUGCUGCAGAGUGGAGAAACACGUUCAAUAAAGAUGUAGUUAUUGAUCUGGUUUGUUACCGAAAGCGAGGCCACAACGAGAUGGACGAGCCCAUGUUCACCCAGCCUUUGAUGUACAAGCAGAUUCAGAAGCAGGUGCCCGUGCUGAAGAAAUAUGCGGACAAGCUGAUUGCCGAUGGGACCGUAACACUGCAGGAGUUUGAGGAGGAGAUUGCGGAGUAUGAUAAGAUCUGUGAAGAAGCUUAUGCUAGGUCCAAAGAUAAUAAAAUUCUACAUAUUAAACACUGGCUUGAUUCACCUUGGCCAGGUAAGAGGUGAUAUUGCAAAUUUCACUGUGUGAUGAUACUUUUUACUUGCACUCCACCAAACUCCCCCGUUUUUGUGUUCAGCAUGGUAGAAAGUAUGGCUUGGAAAAACUUUGUAGUAAGUAGUUGUGGAAAAGGGGAGAAGGGGAGAAGGGGAGAAGGGAAUAUUUAAAA
Molecule: messenger RNA, 2027 nt
Organism: Sphaerodactylus townsendi
Lineage: Eukaryota; Metazoa; Chordata; Lepidosauria; Squamata; Sphaerodactylidae
Product: 2-oxoglutarate dehydrogenase-like, mitochondrial
Exons: 13
Coding region: 100-1866 (588 amino acids)
Biological process (GO): tricarboxylic acid cycle
Cellular component (GO): oxoglutarate dehydrogenase complex; mitochondrion
Molecular function (GO): oxoglutarate dehydrogenase (succinyl-transferring) activity; thiamine pyrophosphate binding
Source: RefSeq, a predicted model, not a curated record